AUGGGUGGCGUCAUCUCAUUCAUAUCGCUAAGGCAUCACCAUGAGAACAGUCUGGUUCCCAGUAAACAGGUUCGCACAAGAAACGGACUCGUCGAGGGUUUUCGUUUGAAUAUUGGCGACGAAAAAGAAGUCGAUAUAUUUUUGGGAAUCCCAUUUGCAAAGCCGCCGAUUGGUUCAUUAAGAUUCAAGAACCCUGAACAUCCCGAAGAUUGGGAUGGUGUACGAAAAUGCAUUAGAUUCGGCCCACGCGCACCGCAAGCCGACUUUUUCUGGGAACGUUUCACUCUAGGCGUUGGUAAAAGCGAGGACUGCCUUUAUUUGAAUGUAUUUUCGCCUAAUUGGAAAGCCGAAGAGGCGACCAACGGACUCCAUCCUGUUAUGGUUUAUGUGCAUGGCGGAGGUUUUCUCAUUGAUUCGGCCGUCAAAUAUGGAGAUGAGGGAAUUGCAAAAUAUCUUUGCCGACACGGCGUUGUUGUUGUCACCAUCCAGUAUCGCCUUGGCCUUCUUGGAUUCUUCUCCACAGGCGACCAAUCAUGCCCAGGAAACUUGGGACUCUGGGAUAUGACAAUGGCUCUUCAAUGGGUUAGAGACAAUGCUCAUGCGUUUGGAGGAGACCCAAGAAAAGUUACCGUGUUUGGGCAGAGCGCCGGAGGUGUUAGUGUUGAUCUUCUCGCUAUCAGUCCUCAUUCACGAGAUCUUUUUCACCAAGUCGUUCCAAUGGCUGGAAACGGCGAAUGCACAUGGAGCACCGUCGGAAAGACACGAUUGACCGCAACAUGCCGAGAAUUUGCAAUUCGCAAAUGUUGGGACGAGCGUGACACUCCCGAUGAAAAUCCGAGUGAGAGUAUGCUUUCUUUUCUUCGUACUCGCCGAGAAAAGGAAUUCGAAAAACGUUUACUAACCAGAAAGGGUGUUGAUGUUUCCAAGAUCGGACUCGAUCUUGCUCCAGUUAUCGGCUACAAACCCAGCGAUUUCUUGCCAAAACCAAUUGACGAACUCCGCAAAGAAGCGCCAAAGAAGAACAUAAUGGUUGGAACUUGCGAAUACGAGGGUCUGCUUUUUGCGAGUUUGGGUCCGGCGCAUUUCGAUGAGAAGGGAAUUGAUAAAUUGCUUUCACUUUUGAUCACUGAAGAGAAUCAUUCAAACUUUGAAGAACUCAGAAAAGAAGCGAAGGAACUCUAUUUGAAAAAUGAGAACAAUGAAGACGAUAAAGAAGCGCAAGCCAGAGGAUAUAUCGAACUGUACAGCGAUAUUUUCGUGAAUAACGGAACAUAUUAUUAUGCUGAAAAAAUGACCAAUCUUGGUAACAAAGUCUACAUGUAUUCAUUUGAUUAUUGCAACCCGCGCAGUUUUGGAAUAUUGACGCUUCGUGCCCCAUUUAGAGCUGCAACCCAUUGCACCGAGCUCGCUUAUAUUUUUGGCACAUCCAUUGUGUUCAAUUAUAAGUAUAAUGAAACCGACAAAGCCAUGUUGGAUUUAAUGACUCGUAUGUGGACAAAUUUCGCAAAAUAUGGCAAUCCCAAUGGGCCAUAUCCCGAUUCAUCAGUCUUCGAAUUCAAAUGGGAGCCAACCACCAAAGAAGAGCCGACACAAUUUCUUGCCAUAAAUGACCAAAAGUGCGAAAUGAAGACAGUUUAUCAUGAAAAACGCGCCGAAUUCUGGAAGAAAAUUCAAAUAAGCGCCAAGAAUAUAUAA
Messenger RNA from Caenorhabditis bovis, 1695 nucleotides. Lineage: Eukaryota; Metazoa; Nematoda; Chromadorea; Rhabditida; Rhabditidae. The record is from the annotation of a GenBank genome assembly.